AUGGCCAGAUCAUCCAAGAGGAACGUCGCCUACUUUCAUGACCCGGAUGUUGGCUCUUAUUCUUAUGGCCCGUCGCACCUGAUGAAGCCUUUGCGGAUGCGAAUCACGCACGAGCUAUGCAACGCAUACGACCUUUUGACGAUGAUGGAUGUCCAGAGGGCGGAAAGGUCAUCGGCGGAAGCAAUGUGUGCUUUUCACACAGACGAGUACAUCGAGUUUUUGAGCAAGGUCACGCCGGAGACCGUGGAGGACCUCACUUUUAAUGGCAAUCGAUUCGGCAUGUCACAAAAUUGGGACAAUCCGGCGUUCGAGGGCGUGUUCGAGUUUUGCUCAUUGUCUGCCGGGGGAUCCGUAGCUGCUGCGAAAACGCUGUCUUCUGGUGCUGCUGAAAUCGCUAUCAAUUGGGCUGGGGGAUUACAUCACGCGAAGAAGGCCGAAGCCAGCGGCUUCUGCUACGUCAACGACAUCGUGCUCGGGAUACUGGAACUUCUACGCGUCUUCCCACGAGUCCUCUACAUCGACAUUGACUGCCACCAUGGCGAUGGUGUUGAGGAAGCCUUCUACAGCUCCAACCGCGUCAUGACAUGCAGCUUUCACAAGUAUGGCUCCUACUUUCCCGGGACCGGCCAACUUAAGGAUCGAGGUGUACGAGACGGCUUCGGCUAUGCGGUCAACGUUCCGUUUAGGGACGGGCUUUCCAACGGGACAUUCCACGAAAUGUUUGAUCCUAUCAUGGACAAAAUCAUGGAGGUAUUCCAACCGUCGGCGGUCGUUUUGCAAUGCGGCUCCGACUCGCUGGCCGGAGACAGACUCGGUUGCUUCAACCUCACGAUGCAGGGACAUGCGCAUUGUGUACAACAUAUGCGCAAAUUCAACGUCCCGUUGAUGCUUCUGGGCGGAGGUGGAUAUACAGUAAAGAAUGCUGCCCGCGCAUGGACGUACGAGACGGCAUGUGCCCUUGGCGUCGAGCAGGAUUUGGACCUUCGGUUACCGUACAAUGAGUUCUUCGAGUGGUUCGCACCGAGGUACAGAUUAGAGGUUGCUGAAACGAACUUGGAAGAUCUGAACCCUAAAGAUGGUGCUCACAAGCAAAUACUACAGCAGGUCUUGCAGAAUCUCAGCGAAUUGAAGACUGCACCCUCAGUUGGUCUGCAAGACGUCCCGAGGGAGAGCAUUGGCGAUCACCUAGGGCUGACGCGUAGCGAAACGACCGAGAUCGACGACCUGGACAGGAAGCUGGCGCAGUACUCGCGAUUCGUCUACGAGACUCAAGAACCCGAACCCUCCGAUCGAGGAAGCGAAGAAGAAGAGUCAGACUCCGGUUCGGCGGCCUCACGAAGACGGAGCCGCAGAACACGGAACAGCCGCAAGAAUAAACGCAUGAGUAUUCUCAGCAACGAGUGGGAAGAACUGCCACACAUGGACCUUUAUGAUCCUCACGAAGCGGUCAACGGCGCUCGUCCUAAACGACGCUACUUCGAUAGCGGGUUAACGUGGAAUCCGAAGCAAAGGGUGGCGAUCGUCAACGGUUAUAAUGGUAACCUCAGUGUGAGCGAAGCCAUGGAGAGAGGUGGUAGAGGAGCACGACGCCAUGAUGAGAUGGAGAUCGAUGACUAG
Molecule: messenger RNA, 1617 nt
Organism: Peniophora sp. CBMAI 1063
Lineage: Eukaryota; Fungi; Basidiomycota; Agaricomycetes; Russulales; Peniophoraceae
Source: the annotation of a GenBank genome assembly